Penicillium canariense is the source of this 2427-nucleotide messenger RNA. RefSeq names its product putative ATP-dependent RNA helicase DRS1 (gene drs1). Gene Ontology annotation, molecular function: nucleic acid binding; RNA helicase activity; ATP binding. Lineage: Eukaryota; Fungi; Ascomycota; Eurotiomycetes; Eurotiales; Aspergillaceae. The transcript has 2 exons. The record is from RefSeq and is a predicted model, not a curated record. The coding region runs from base 1 to 2427 and encodes 808 amino acids.
AUGGCUCCCAACUCAACGAAGCGGAGCGCCGCUAAGGACGACGACUUCGUCCUGACUCUGUCCGACGACGAAGACGUUUCCCGAUUCGACGAGGAAGAUAACGAGGGCGCCGACGAGGUUUCCUCGGCUGCCGAUACGAAAAAGCGCAAGCGCGAGGCCGAAGCUCCCAAGAGCAAGAACAAGAAGCAAAAGCAGCAAGCUAAGAAUGUGAAGGGCAUGAAGGGCAAGCCUGGGCCCGUGCUCGAAGAGUCUGAAGACGAGGAUGAGGAGGGCGAAGAUGCCAUUGGUGCAGAUGACGAUGCCCUGAAUUCCGAUUUCGAGUUUGAUGUUGGCGGUGUUGCCAAUCGUGGAGUCACCGAGGGCUUCGACGGUUGGGGCCUGGACGGUUCCAAGGUGAACGGCGCUGGUGAUAAGAAGGCCGUGGACAUCGACGAUAUCAUCUCUCGGAGAAGGGAAAAGCAGGAGGCCGCAGCAAAGAAGAAGCAGAAGAAGCAGGCCCAAAAGGAGGAGAGUGCCAGCGGCUCGGACGAAGGGGAUGCCGAGGCCGACGGCGGCAUGGAGGUGGACUUUGAGGACGACGAGCUUGUCGCCGACGAUGCUUUUGGCAUGGGCGCUAAUGGCGAGGAAGAGAGCGAGGCCGAGGGCCCUGAAGUUGGCUCUGGACCUGAGGACAGUGAAGACGAAGACGAGCAAAACGACGACGACGACGAUGCUGCAUCCGACAACGACUCCGUUGCUACUCCAGUGGGCCACCCCGACGACAUAGGCUCUGACGCGGAAUCCGAUGUUGAGAGCGAGGUGGAUGCCGAGGAAGCUGAAAAGCGGAAAGCCUUCUUCGCCCCUGAAGAGAAGGUAGAGGACAAGGCCUCUAUGGCAAAGAGCACAUUCCAAGACUUCAACCUCUCUCGUCCGAUUCUCCGAGGAUUGGCCUCUGUCGGCUUCACUGACCCGACCCCUAUUCAGCGCAAGGCUAUUCCCGUGGCUCUACUGGGCAAGGACAUUGUUGGUAGCGCCGUCACCGGUUCCGGAAAGACAGGUGCCUUCAUCGUCCCCAUUCUCGAGCGUCUUCUUUUCCGUCCCCGCAAAACACCUACCAGCCGUGUCGCCAUUCUGAUGCCCACUCGUGAGUUGGCCGUGCAGUGUUACAAUGUUGCUGUCAAGUUGGCGACCUUCACCGAUAUUACGUUCUGUCAGCUUGUUGGUGGUUUCAGUCUUCGCGAGCAGGAGAACGUGCUCAAGAAGCGGCCCGAUGUGAUCAUUGCCACUCCCGGUCGUUUCAUCGACCAUAUGCGCAACUCGCCGAGCUUGACUGUGGACACCCUUGAGAUUCUGGUUCUUGAUGAAGCCGAUCGUAUGCUGGAGGAUGGUUUCGCGGACGAGCUGAAUGAGAUCUUGACUACGAUCCCCAAGUCACGCCAGACCAUGCUGUUCUCUGCUACCAUGACAGACACCGUCGACAAGCUGAUCCGUGUCGGUCUCAACCGCCCCGUCCGCCUGAUGGUGGACGCGAAGAAGCAGACUGCCCUCACGCUGACGCAGGAGUUUGUUCGUCUACGACCUGGCCGGGAGGACAAGCGCCUAGGAUGUCUGUUGCAUCUGUGCAAGGAGAUUUACACUGGUCGCGUGAUCAUUUUCUUCCGGCAAAAGAAGGAGGCGCAUCGCGUCCGCAUCAUUUUCGGGCUGUUUGGAUUGAAAGCCGCCGAGUUGCACGGCAGCAUGAGUCAAGACCAGCGUAUCAAAUCCGUUGAGAACUUCCGUGAUGGCAAGGUUGCCUUCCUGCUCGCCACUGAUCUGGCCUCUCGUGGUCUUGAUAUCAAGGGUGUGGAGACCGUUAUCAACUACGAAGCCCCACAGAGCCACGAGAUCUACCUGCAUCGUGUCGGCCGUACCGCCCGUGCUGGCCGGUCCGGACGUGCAUGCACAAUCGCCGCCGAGCCCGACCGGAAGGUGGUCAAGUCGGCUGUGAGGUCCGGAAAGGCCCAGGGCGCCAAGAUUGUCAGUCGGGUAGUUGAGACGGCCAUUGCCGACGAGUGGACUCAGAAGGCCGACGAUCUUGCUGACGAGGUCGAGGAGAUCCUGCAGGAAGAGAAGGCCGAGAAGCAGCUGGCACAGGUUGAGAUGCAAGUCAACAAGGGCGAGAACCUGAUUAAGCACGGCCAUGAGAUCAUGGCGCGCCCGAAGCGGACGUGGUUCGAGACGGAGACCCAGAAGCGGGCAGCGCGCAAGCUGGGCCGGACCGAAUUGAAUGGCCCCGAUACGAACCAGUCGAAGAAGGACAAGGUGAAGCUGAGCAACAAGGAUAAGAAGCGGCUGGAUGAUGCGAAGAUGCGACAGGAGGGAAAUAUCGGGUGGAAAAAGGGAAGGUCGGAGCGCGACGCUCCGAAGACUAAAGGCAAGGGCAAAGACAAGAAGAAGUGGAAGAAAUAA